UGUUAACUAACUUACAUAGUAUCAUGGAGUUUAGAUACCCUGAUACCCUAAUACCCUGACACCCUUGAGCAGGGGUCCAUGACCUACCAUGUACUGGUCUGUUCUGCAUUGGCCAAAGACGCCACUCGACCCUUGAUAGUUCCGUUAUGCCCCCGGGCAAUCGAUGAUACUGUGGAUGUAAGCUAUCGCUGCAGACUCUAGCGAAUUCGGGGGUCGCCAUUCCAACUGGUAAUGUUCAGCCUUCCCUGUGCCGCGGGGUGAACUUCUACAUCUGAUAUCUCAUUUUUCUUUCCUGUCUCCUGUCUCCUGUCUCCUUUUUCCCUUUCUCAUCUCGCAUUAUGUGUUACCGUCUCCGCCAAACGUUGUUGCGCAACCUUGAUGUAAAACUACUGUGAAGGCCGAGUCGCGAGACAUCCAGUCUGCCGGCUCGCUGCUCCACUCCCAUCCAUACCUUCAUCCUAGUUACUACAUAGUAAAUUUGGAGCUCCCCGACUCUCCACGACGAUUAAUAGAUAUCGCCGUGUGCGUUAGACGGUAUACGCUCUCAAUUGUCUAACCUAUACUAUUAGCCUAUUAGCCCAUCAUGACGGACGAAGUCGAGCGGCUCGCGAUCGCGCCUUUUAGGGAGAUUGUAGAAAAGGGCAACGCAGCGAUUGAAAAUGUGCCAAAUGCUGACCAAGAAACGUCACCGCUUAUGCUCAAGGCAGCACAAAACCUAGUUAGAGAAGGCGAACGGGCGCUGAAGCGGAUCGAGCCGCUUUGCACUAAGAACUUUGAAGAGUAUGGCGUUAACUUUGUUGAUGCGAUCAAGGAGAACGACGAAAUCGCGCAGUUUCGAUCCGAACUGGAGGACUUGUUAUGGGAUUUCGACGACUAUGUCGAGCCCGACGACUUCGAUCCCACCAAGUUCGAUGAGUUGCAAAAAGCUUCGAGAAGAGCUGCACCGAAGAUCAUGGAUAUCCUCAAGCGGAUGAAACUGGUUGCUCCCGCACCAACAAUAUUACGGUCUCCAUCCCCAAGGAGUAGGGCACCGUCGGCAGCCCCUGACCACGUAAAUAACUUACACUAUAGGCAAAUGCCAUCGACAAGUAUUAUCGUCAACCCUCCAGCGGCCAUGUCGACAGAGAAACUGAUGGAAGAGACAGAGCUGCAAUUAAGCAGCAUGAUGGGAGCGGUGGCUGGCCCCGACGAAGGCCUGGAGGCGAAUCUACCCCCGCGAUCGGUAAGCGACCUCGACCGAAGAAGCAACUCGUACCGCUCUGAAGUAUCCGAUGCCACCUCGGAACAUCCGCCAAGACCGCCCUCGGCCGAUCCGUGGCAGGUCGGAACGGCCCCGCCUGUCAGUCCCGUGGAUCUUUCGGUUGAGGGAGACCGAUGGGAACGUCGCCCCCCCGUCCCCAACGACUCCCCGACCAUCCCUCCAGCACAACCGGUUAGUCCCCUCGGUAGCCACGCCGGCCCCCUGCGCAUUCGUAGCAAAACCGACGACUCUCUCAGCCUAACUCAAAGGGACGUCGAAGACGGCCGAAUGCGCGCGGCUUCACAGAGCCAAGCGACGACUAGCGACGGAUCUCAGUCUCCUAGGAAGAGGAAUCGUUGGACUAACUCUACGCAGGGUUCAACAUAUAGAUCCCAUAGCGGCUUUACGUCUGCUAGUCGAUCACCUUCUAACGAGGGUUCUGCCAGUUGGCCUGGACAACUCCUUGAUCCGUCGUCUAGCCGGUCACCUUCGGAUACAUCUUCCGUGCUUGGCCGUACCCCUUCUAUCCCUGAGAACAUUGCUAUUAAUACCCAGGGCCCAAAGGCAGCCCUUCCACCUAUCCCUAGCUUUCCCCCGAGGCAGACUUCUUUAGCCAGAGCCCAAGAAAGAGCCCAGGAAAGAGCCCAAGAGAGAGCUCAGGAGAGGGGUCCUCGUCGUACCACUCGCCACCCCUCGACUGAGUCAAUCAACAGCUCAGUUUUCGAUAUAGUCGAUUGCAUGAGCCCUACCACUGCUGCCGCUUCUACUGCACAUCGAAAUUCGGUCUUAUCAGUCGAGCCUCUUAGUCCGGGGCAGCAACCGCCAGAGUAUACCGGACUGCCGCCUAUUUAUCAACGCGCAGCGACGAACGGCAGCAUAUCCUCCAGCAUGGGAACCAUUACUAACCACUCAUCGUCCACGCUUAUGGCCCGUCGCCCCAGCACCCAGAUCCCAGGUAACGUAGAUUCGGGCCUGAUCCCGGUCGACGCAGAAAACCCGAUGCCGGACGAGCAGCCCAUCCCCGCGCGAGAAGCGGACUGUUCGAUAGGUCCGUAUAGCUCUUUCUACAAGCUCAAAGGGUUUUGCAAGGGCGCAGAAGAGGUCAUGGCUGGUCGGCUCGGCUUCAAGAAAAUCAAACGGCCCGUUGGUGGCUUUUCAAUGGCCGUUGUAGCAAAGUGCAAUCACUGUUUAUUCGAGAUCGACUUUAAGUCGGUCGAGCAAGACUUGAAUAACGACUCCUCCGGAAGUUUUACGUCCAAUUCCAUCGGGUUUCGACUACGUAUACUCCAAAAGAGUCAUCUGCAAAUUCGACAUGUAGAAGAACAGCUUUACGGAUGCUUGUUCUGUAUUCAAGAAGGCAAGACUGUCGAAGAGAGCGAUGCUACGGUUUUCUUUAACCAGAGCCAAUUAUUCGCUCAUCUGGCACGACAUCCUCGUCCACUCCCCGUCAUCCCUGGCCUAACGGUAGUCGAAGCGCCGGAGAUACCACCGGCCUUUAGGGACAACUUUGAUCUUCACUUACCACAUCCGCCAAUGCUCUCCGUCAUGGUCGGACUCUCGCGAGAGCUCUCUAGAUUACCUUCUGCCAUUGCGACGGAAACGAGGAAAAUACAGAACGGGGUUAUGCGCUCACCGCCUGGCAGAGAUCCGGUCCUGCACUUUGCUAUCGGAGCUAGGAUAAUCGGUAUCGAGUUCCCGGUCAAGUACGAAGGUAAAUGGGGUAUCGGCUGGCACGACGGUGUGCGUGCGGCAUUCGAAGCCGACUCUGUACAGAUCGAUGCACCGCCGAAGACCGAGAUCAAAAUGCAGGGUACAAGUAACGUCCAAGCUGUAGCACGAUGGAAGUGGAAUCAGAAGAACGGUGAUGAUAGGUGGCUGAAAUUUGACAAGGGAGAUGUCAUUAAGAACAUUGGUUGGGCUUACACCGAUCACUGGUGCCGGUCCGGCACAACGUCAAAGGGCUGGGGAAUCUUCCCACAGUCCCACCUCGACCCAAGUUCGAUCAGGACAGUUCAGCCCGGAGACACUGCUAGCAUCAACAGCUGGGAGAAGAAACCGCGAUUCCAACUUUCUCUUCGAAAAAACACGGACCGUAAAUUUGGGUCUCUCGGCUCAGUCACUCCUACUAGCGAGACUCCGCCCGUCCCUAGCAGAGCGGGCGUUUACUAGUGCGCGCCUAUCUAUCUAACUAACUAACCUCAUUCCUCGAGCCAUGAUUACACUAUUUGACUUUCUCCGCAAGGGGGGCCCUUUCACACUAUCUACACCUAGUGUAGGAGAGCUGCUAGUUUCUCUUUAGUACGUAUACAUCGCACCAAUGCCGAGAAAUAGGAAGUUAACGGCGAGGAGAAUAAAUGGGUGGGUGGGUCAUAGAUCACGAUGAUACCGCGCGACUGCGGUUCUAUUUAUCCGGACACGUAAAAAAAAAUGAUAUAAA
This is a messenger RNA of Daldinia loculata, 3677 nucleotides long. RefSeq lists its product as uncharacterized. NCBI's taxonomy places the organism in Eukaryota, Fungi, Ascomycota, Sordariomycetes, Xylariales, Hypoxylaceae. The record is from RefSeq and is a predicted model, not a curated record. The coding region runs from base 584 to 3409 and encodes 941 amino acids. The transcript is spliced from 5 exons. Gene Ontology annotation, molecular function: protein binding.